Trichomonas vaginalis G3 is the source of this 556-nucleotide messenger RNA. RefSeq lists its product as uncharacterized. Gene Ontology annotation, biological process: DNA integration. Gene Ontology annotation, molecular function: nucleic acid binding. The annotation marks the transcript as partial. NCBI's taxonomy places the organism in Eukaryota, Parabasalia, Trichomonadida, Trichomonadidae. The record is from RefSeq and is a predicted model, not a curated record. The transcript has a single exon.
AUGGAUAUCUUGGAAAACAUUCCGAGAGUUAGAACAGAUGGACCACCAUACUGGCUAAUAUUUGUCAGUCAAAACACAAGAUACUGUGAAGCCAUACCAUUACAGUCCAAAGCUAUUUUAGAUAUCUUAGCAGCUUUGACAAUAUUCGUUGACAAAUACCAUCCAACAAAACUGACAUCUGACUGUGAAAGUUCUUUCAAAUCAGAUGAUGUAAAAAACUAUCUGCGUUCAAAAAAUGUAAACCAAUAUUUCAUUGUCGACCAAAACCAUUCUGCUCUUGGUGUCAUUGACGGUUGUAUAAAAAUGUUAAGAGACUUAAACCAACCACAAGGUGGUGAAGCAAAUGAAAUGUCAUAUGACGACAAAUAUAGACACUUCUCCAUGGCAAAGAUGAGACAAGUUUUAAAUAUUUACAAUAGCCGUAAACAAAAAGGUUUGGGAAACCACUCCCCCGAAGAAAUGAAAAACAACCCUGACUUAGAGAAAGACUAUAUAUUUAAUAAUUUAGUCAAAAGAGACAAACAAGAAAGAAUGCCGGGCUUCAAACUUCAGAAAG